AGAAGCGAAGCGAGCGAGCGAGCAAAAGCUCGAAAGGCAAGGCAAGCGCGCUCGACGACGACGCCGACCUCUAUAAAUACCGCCACUGCUCUCCACUCCCCUCGCCUCCGGCCGCCCCUCCGCCUCCUGCCGAACGCCGCCGCCGCCAUCUCGCGCCAAUGCGGCACCCCUCGCCGACGCCGCCGGAGCUCUCCGCCGCCCGGGGCGAGAUCCAGGUUGCCUCCGCCCCGCGGUCUUCCUCCGGCGGUGCUGGGGGUAGCGGGGGCUCCUUCACCGCGCUGCUGGGCCUCCCGACCUCCCAGGCGAUGGAGCUCCUCCUCCCCGCCGCGGGCGCGCCGCCGCCCGCGUUCCCCGCCGCCGACCCGCACCUCGUCGACCGCGCCGCGCGGUUCUCCGCGUUCGCCUCCCCCUCACCAUCCUCCCCGUCCCCGACCCCGCCUCCUCCCCUCUCCUCAUCCGCCUCCGCCUCCGCCGCCGCCAAGCGCAAGGCCGACACCGCCUCCUCCAAGGGGAAGGCCGCGAAGAAGGGGAAGACCGCGGCCAGCGGGGACGACAGCAAGGACGGUGGUGGCGACGGCGAGGACGAGAAGCCGGCGUACGUGCACGUGAGGGCGAGGAGGGGGCAGGCGACGGACAGCCACAGCCUCGCCGAGCGGGCGAGACGCGAGAAGAUCAAUGCGAGGAUGGAGCUUCUCAAGGAGCUGGUCCCCGGAUGCAGUAAGGUAUCAGGAACAGCAUUGGUACUGGAUGAGAUCAUCAAUCAUGUCCAAUCUCUUCAAAGGCAAGUUGAGUACUUGUCAAUGAGGCUCGCAGCUGUAAAUCCGAGGGUCGACUUUGGUGGGAUAGACAACUUCUUGACUACAGAGUGUGGAAGGAUAACAGGCUUGAACUAUAAGAAUGGAAUGGAUUUGGAGCAGGUCACCUGGCCAGACAUGGGUGUCCAUGGAACAAGGCAUCUCAUGCAACUACAACAGCAGUUCUGGCAUGGUGAUUUAGCCCAUCCACUCCAGCCGCCUUCACAGUGGGAAAAGCGUGCAGAUACCAACCCCCCUGGCUUUAGCAACUCAAGUUCCUCUCUCUUCGGCUAUGAUCUAGCAAGCUCUGGUGCGCCGGCCCAGACAGGCAAGCUAAAGACGGAGCUGUGAGUCUGUGGUGGUAGAUAGCAAAGCAACUAAGCAAGUCAGCAGAGCAAGCCAAAAAUACAUGAGCUGUGGGCAAUGGCGGCUGGAUGUCAUGAGAGCAAGCUAGGCGUGAGCUGUGGACGACGACGGCGGCGGCUGCUGCUGUGGAUGGCGACGUCUGGUGCAGUGCAAGCGCAGUGCAAUGGAACUUUCAUUACUUCGACGGCCAAAUUCCGAGACGAUGUACAUAUGAUGGAUGCAAGAUAUAGAAAUACUGCUGCUGUUUGUUGAGAGGCUUUUGGAGCUGGAGACGAUGGAUGCCAAGGUUUUACUGCUGCUGCUAUCACUUUGUAGAGAUGAGCGAGCGAUACUCUGGGUUCUUUUCUUGCUGAUGUAUUCUUGGCGUAUGUCUGACUACGAUGGUUUAAUCUCAAGGUUAUAUGAGCAGCAUUUGCAUUUAUUUGGUGAACAAGUUGAAACAAAGUUACAAGGGUCCUUGUCCUUGGGUGUUUAGGGGGCCCAAACUAAAAACUCGUUGUAUUGGUUAUUGUUUGGUUUUUU
Molecule: messenger RNA, 1682 nt
Organism: Oryza brachyantha (malo sina)
Lineage: Eukaryota; Viridiplantae; Streptophyta; Magnoliopsida; Poales; Poaceae
Product: transcription factor bHLH48
Exons: 7
Coding region: 159-1145 (328 amino acids)
Biological process (GO): regulation of DNA-templated transcription
Cellular component (GO): nucleus
Molecular function (GO): DNA-binding transcription factor activity; protein dimerization activity
Source: RefSeq, a predicted model, not a curated record